This is a messenger RNA of Phyllopteryx taeniolatus (common seadragon), 3766 nucleotides long. It is a transcript of the gene lhx6b, whose product is annotated as LIM homeobox 6b. Gene Ontology annotation, biological process: forebrain neuron development; neuron differentiation; regulation of transcription by RNA polymerase II. Gene Ontology annotation, molecular function: DNA-binding transcription factor activity, RNA polymerase II-specific; RNA polymerase II transcription regulatory region sequence-specific DNA binding. The record is from RefSeq and is a predicted model, not a curated record. Gene Ontology annotation, cellular component: nucleus. Lineage: Eukaryota; Metazoa; Chordata; Actinopteri; Syngnathiformes; Syngnathidae. The transcript is spliced from 8 exons. The coding region runs from base 1 to 981 and encodes 326 amino acids.
AUGCGCAAUGGGAGCUGCGUGUCCAAGUCAGAGGUAAAGGAGGAGGCCCGAGUGCCCUGUCGCUGCUCUUCUCGGGGGAUCGAGAAGCCUCAGCAGCGGCUGCAGCUGUGCGCCAGCUGCGGCGUGGCCAUCCACGACCGAUAUCUGCUCAAGGUGAAUGAACACCACUGGCAUUUGGGCUGCCUAGAGUGCUCCGUGUGCAGGACUUCACUGCGCCAGCAAAGCAGUUGCUACGUCAAGAACAAACAAGUCUACUGCAAACUAGACUACUUCAGCAGGUUUGGCACUCAGUGCACCCAGUGCGGCCGUCAGGUGUACGCCAGCGACUGGGUGCGGCGGGCGCGGGGCAGCGUUUACCACCUGGCCUGCUUUGCCUGCUUUUCCUGCAAACGCCAGCUGUCCACGGGCGAGGAGUUUGGCCUGGUAGAGGGUAGGGUGCUAUGCCGCGCCCACUACGACGCCGUGCUGGACAACCUGCGCAGGGCUGCCCAAAACGGAAAUGGACUGACCCUGGAGGGGGCGCUGCCCUCCGACCUGGGCUGCCAACCCAAGCCAGCCAAGAGGGCACGGACGUCGUUCACGGCGGAACAGCUGCAGGUGAUGCAGCGCCAGUUUGCCCAGGACAACAAUCCUGAUGCUCUUACGCUUCAGAAACUGGCGGAAAUGACGGGACUGAGUCGGCGGGUCAUACAGGUUUGGUUCCAGAACUGUCGUGCUCGCCACAAAAAGCAGCAUCCUCUUCUUCCUCCACCUACCAGUGGAUUCCCCCAUCAGAGCUCCUCACUGGCCAUGAGGCCCUCCUCCUCUUCCACCUCCCUCCACGAACACCACAGCCACCUCUCCUCCUGCAUCAGCCCAGACAGACGUCUACUGGCCCGGCAUGGAUACCUAGACAGUCAUCCCUUCUCGGCAGUUGCAGCUCCACCAGGACACUUGAGCCAUCCUGGCCUCCCACUACCACAAAUUCCCAUCAGCCGCUGACAUCCUGCAUAUCCCCCCUCCACUACAACAUACUGUACAUGUAUACACUACCAGUCAAAAGUUUGGACACAGUUUCUCAUUCAAUAGCAUUAGAAACUUUCUUACAUAUACAUUUAUAGUGGACACGGUUUUGGCUGCAAAAGCAAAGGCCCCUGAGUUUCAACCCUGCUCUUGAGAUGACAAGAAGUGAUCUCUCAGAAGACCUCAAGAAAUUGUGUUGGAAUAUAUGAGUGUAAAAGGUCAAAAAGGUAGGAUGGAGCCAGCCUAUUCAGAGCUCUGUAAGCAAACAAUAAUAUUCUGAACUGAAUUCUAAAAUGUGUUGGGAGCCAGUGGAGAGACAGAUGCGAGUUCACGUGAGAUGUGCACCGGUUAGAAGUGGAGCAACAGCCGUCUGAACCAAUUGCAAUCGAGGGAGGGAAGCCUGGCUAACACCAACGAGGAAGGCAUCAUAAUAAUCUAAUCGACUGUUGACCCAUUAUAAAAUCACUGCCGCACAAUGUUCGGGGUGACAGAUGAGGAAAUCGUGGUCCACUGUGUCGAAGUCACAUGUAAAGUCUACAAGAAUAAGAAUAGUGUAGUCCCCAGUGUCAGUAGCUGAAAACAAAUAAUUAAAAACUCUUAAAAAUGCAGAUACGGUGCUGUGGACCCUCUUAAAACCAGAAUGGGAAAACCUCAAGAACUUCAUGUGCAUAUAAAGGAGACAGUUGUACUAUUACAACUUUCUCCCCAAUUUUUUUUUGUUUUUUUUUACAUAAAAGGGAGUGUAGAAAUAUACGGAAGCGUUCAUUUGGAUUAAAAAAAAAAAAAAAACUCGUUUUUCUGAGUAAUUUUUUUAGGGCUUUCUUUUUUUGAAUAUUUUUUUCUGUUUUUCUGACAAAUUUUUUGCCACCUGUUUUUCGGACUAAUUUCUUCCUGAGUUAUCGGGACACAUCGAACUCACGCGAGAACCUGCGAACUGCAAGUGACUCUUUGCGGACUCCGUAGUAAGCAACAUGACCGGCUUAUUUAGUUUGAUCAAGUUUUAUUUUGAUAUGGGUUUAAGACACUGGGAGAUACUCCUUUCUUUGAGUCACAUAGAUGGUAUUGUUAUUAGUUUGUCGACAUUACGCAGGCACCUACGGACUUUGCGUUGUUCAGGAGGAAAGCCCAUUCAGAUCUGCUAGAUACAGUAAUGUUUGUCCAGAAUCAGUCGGACAGAUGUGGCAUGCUCCAUGGAUACAUUUAAAAUGCAUUCAGGCUGGCUAAAUGGUGACUCAAGAGACGAUCAGGAGACUGAUGAAAAUACUGGACCCGCAUGGUGUGCAACUGAGGCGCCGGAAUAAGCUUCGCCGGCGUAUGUACCACAAUCCCGGCCCAAACGUUUUGUGGCAUGUAGACUCUUUAUGACAAACUCAAUCCAUAUGGGAUCUGGAUCAAUGGUGCAGUAGAUGGGUUUUCACAAAUGGUGAUAAGGCUACAUGCUUACUCGACAAACAGUGAGCCGAAGAUAAUUGCUGGAUACUUUAUUAAUGAGGUGUCAUCAAGGAAUGUGAGUGACGUCUGCCCGAAUUCGUUGGGACCUUGGCACCGAGAACUGCUUUAUUGAGCAAAUGCAGAUGUUCCUGAGGCACGACCAUCUGGACAACUUUUCACACAGAUGUUAUCUGUAUGGAUCGAGCAAUCACAACCAAAGAAUAGAGAACUGGUGGGGCUUUUUAAGGAGGCAAGAUGCACAGUUUUGGAUUAACCUGAUUUAAAAGACUCGGACUUAUUUUCUGGUGACUUCCUGGACAAAAAUAUCAUUCAGUUCACAUGUCUUGAAAUAAUAGAGGUAAGAACUGCAACCCCCCGCCUCCCAAUUGUCUACCUACUUCCACAUUCUACUUCACAAAAAGAAGUAGAAUAUCACCCUGUGGGUUAGUUUUGGUGUGGUACUAAUACUUAGAAAUGAGUGUCAAGAGCUCACGCUUUGUAGGCUAUAGUCAAAACCUUAAUCUGACAGUAUUGUCAGCAUAAUAUAUUAGAAUUACUUAAAUGAAAAUUGUAAAAUGAAACAAAAUGUUUGUGUCAGUAUCUUGAUGUCUUAACUAAUACAGUUAAGCCUACUAUUGCGCAGAUGUUUAAAUUGGAGCUGAUUUGUACUACAUAUUGGCUAGUUAAGUGCAACAUAUGUACCACAGUUGGUAUAUAAAAUGUGCGAGCUGAUUUUAUCACUAUUUUUAUUUAGAGAGAACCACAGGAAGUUGUUCACCUCUGGAACACUCACAGAAUUCACCCAUGCGGAAGAAAUGCUGCGUCUGCAGUUGGGCGCCCAGUGAUGAUGUACACCCUAGCUGAACUUUUUGGAGCCAGAGAGUACUUGAAAGAGGUCUCUCGAGAAAAGAUAGGUCUGCAGAGGGGAAUGCCUUCAGAGAGGACCGUACCCCUGUGAUGAUACAGUGUUUGACAUUUGUUGUCUCGCCAUGGCAGAAAACAGUCUUCAUCCACCCACCUCUCCAGAGGAAGCCAUCGAGCUUUACAUGUUCUUACGUGCUUACAUACGAGAGCAGAUUACAUGAUCACAACCUGCUCUACAGGAUCAUGUAACCCUCCAAAAAUGGUAGAGCUUACGGACCAUGAAUUUAACUGGAAAGGCUAUUAAAACAGGAAAUUACUGUGAAUUUGCUCCAAAUGGACAUCUCCAUGUUGUGCCUCGUAUAUUUUUCUUUCUAUUCCGGAAAAGUAAACUUCCAAUGUAUGCAUGAAAAAACAUGGAAAAUCUUGGGUGCAUUGUGUUUAUCAUUUAUAAAUAAAGUUUCUAAUACAU